AUGACUGAUAAUAGAAGUCGAUUAUUUGUUCAAAAGUUACGUGAAUCGAUAUUAGAAAAAGUGACCGAUCUAUGUCAUCGAGUUGACGUAGAUGCAUUGAAAUAUCAAUUAUUAUGUUUGUCCAAUGAUGAAUAUCGACAAUUUUAUCGUGAUACAAGUGAAUCAAUAAGAUUGUUAAAACAAAUAUUAUUCGAAGCGAUUCAAGAUGGUAAUAUGACUGAUUAUUUUCCAAUUUAUUCAAAAUUUAUUGAGAUUUGUAAAUAUCGACAAGAAUUGACAAAAACUGAUUUUUAUGGUUCGUCGAGUAAAGAAUUAUUUAGUCUUCGAGGAAAAUUGUAUCAAUUAGAAAGUGAAAUGAAAUUAAGUACAGAAGCUGAAAGUGGC
Messenger RNA from Didymodactylos carnosus, 384 nucleotides. The record is from the annotation of a GenBank genome assembly. Lineage: Eukaryota; Metazoa; Rotifera; Eurotatoria; Philodinida; Philodinidae.